AUGACGAGCAUGGAGAGCUUAAUCGGUUUGGUGAACAGAAUACAGCAGGCAUGCACCGUGCUCGGUGACUACGGCGGCGCCAACGACAGCAACGCCUUAUCUUCUCUAUGGGAAGCACUUCCUUCCGUCGCCGUCGUCGGCGGCCAGAGUUCGGGUAAGUCUUCGGUUCUGGAAAGCAUCGUUGGACGUGACUUUCUCCCUAGAGGAUCAGGGAUUGUGACGAGGCGUCCAUUAGUGUUGCAGCUUCACAAGGUUGAUGGCAAAGCGAAGGAGUAUGCAGAGUUUCUUCACAUGCCAGGGCAAAAUAUAACUGAUUAUGCCGUUGUUCGCCAGGAAAUUCAGAAUGAAACUGACAGAGUAACGGGGAGGACAAAACAAAUAUCUCCUGUUCCAAUUCAUCUUAGCAUUUACUCUCCACAUGUUGUCAACCUAACUUUGAUUGAUUUGCCUGGAUUGACUAAAGUUGCUGUAGAGGGACAACCUCAGACUAUUGUUGAAGACAUAGAAAAUAUGGUUCGGUCUUAUGUUGAGAAGCCUAAUUGUAUUAUACUGGCAAUAUCUCCAGCCAACCAAGACAUAGCAACUUCUGAUGCUAUUAAACUUUCAAAGGAGGUGGAUCCCUCGGGUGAAAGGACAUUUGGAGUGUUGACAAAGCUGGAUUUAAUGGACAAAGGAACUAAUGCAUUGGAUGUCCUGGAAGGAAGAUCUUACCGUCUACAACAUCCCUGGGUUGGUGUAGUAAAUCGAUCCCAAGCAGAUAUCAAUAAAAACGUUGAUAUGAUUGUUGCUAGACGUAAGGAGAGUGAAUAUUUUGAAACCAGUCCUGACUACGGGCACUUAGCCAAUAAAAUGGGUUCCGUAUACCUUGCAAAACUUCUCUCGCAGCAUUUAGAGACAGUAAUUAGGGCACGGAUACCCAGUAUAACAUCUUUGAUAAACAAAACAAUCGAAGAACUUGAAUCAGAGAUGAAUCAAAUUGGGAGACCAAUUGCUGUUGAUGCUGGGGCUCAACUAUACACCAUCCUAGAACUAUGCCGCGCAUUUGAUAGGAUAUUCAAGGAACAUUUAGACGGAGGGCGAGCUGGUGGAGAUAAAAUCUAUAAUGUCUUUGACAAUCAGCUUCCGGCUGCGUUACGGAAGCUUCCAUUUGACCGUCAUCUAUCUCUUCAAAAUGUAAGGAAAGUGGUAUCAGAGGCAGAUGGUUACCAGCCUCACUUAGUCGCCCCAGAGCAAGGUUAUCGGCGCCUGAUCGAAAGAGCUCUCAGCUACUUUAGGGGCCCAGCUGAAGCUUCAGUUGAUGCAGUUCACUUUGUCUUGAAAGAACUUGUGAGGAAAGCAAUAGCUGAAACUCAGGAACUGAGACGUUUCCCAACUCUUCAAGCCGAACUAGCUGCAGCUACAAGUGAGGCUUUAGAGAGGUUCCGUGAAGAGAGUAAGAAGACAGCUAUUAGACUUGUGGACAUGGAAGCUUCCUAUCUCACUGUGGAGUUCUUCCGGAGACUUCCUCAAGAAAUGGAGAAAGCGGCAAAUCCAGCCAAUCAAGCUACCCCAAAUGAGGAUCGAUAUGGAGAAGGGCAUUACAGGAGGAUUGCAUCAAAUGUAUCUUCCUAUAUUGGUAUGGUAUCAGACACUCUCAGGAACACUAUUCCAAAGGCUGUAGUUUAUUGUCAGGUCAGAGAAGCAAAACUAUCAUUGCUAAACCAUUUCUACACACAAAUAGGGAAGAAAGAGGCUAAACAGCUAUCCCAAUUGUUAGAUGAAGACCCUGCUUUGAUGGAGAGGAGACAACAAUGUGCUAAAAGGCUUGAACUAUAUAAAACAGCAAGGGAUGAAAUUGAUUCUGUUUCUUGGGCACGAUAA
Molecule: messenger RNA, 1860 nt
Organism: Sphenostylis stenocarpa
Lineage: Eukaryota; Viridiplantae; Streptophyta; Magnoliopsida; Fabales; Fabaceae
Source: the annotation of a GenBank genome assembly